GUAGUCAUUUUUAAACGAACAGAAACCUCAAUUUUGAUAAAAAUAGUUUAUGCUAAUUAUAUUACAAGAGCGCUGCUGUUGUGUUAUCAGGACAACACUUGCACAUAUCACCAAAUUAUCUUUAGGGAACGGUACAGAAGCCGUUGUAGAUAGUAGUUAAUCUGUUGCGUAGUAGUUCUGAGUCAUCGUGUCCGUGUGUGUAGUUCACUUUUAAAAAAAUGGUCCAUCAUCAUCAUGUUGAAGGUUAUGAUAAAUUUUGCGAAUAUAUGAAAAAAUUUCAAAAUGCAAGCGAAUAUAUUUAUGUAUACUUUACCGGUUCAAAAUUGCCUUCGGGAAUUAGUUGGUGCCCAGACUGUGUUAAGGCAAAACCUAUCGUGGAGGAGGCUUUAAAGCAUGCAAAUCCCAACUCUCACUUUAUUGUUGUUGACGUUGGUAGUCGAGAGAUAUGGAAGGAUCGUAACUGUCCAUUUAGAACGGACCCAAAAACAAGACUGCUAGUGAUUCCGACAUUAAUGAGAUGGGGCCAUCCUCAGAAAUUGGAAGGAGAACAAUGUGAAAAAUCUGAACUGGUUGAAAUGUUAUUUACAGAUGAAGAUUAAUGUGUACCAUAUGUUUUAUUAUAUUGUGGGAAAUGAUUUUGUAACUUCAUCAUAAAACAGCCUUAGAAUUA
Molecule: messenger RNA, 670 nt
Organism: Photinus pyralis (common eastern firefly)
Lineage: Eukaryota; Metazoa; Arthropoda; Insecta; Coleoptera; Lampyridae
Product: thioredoxin domain-containing protein 17-like
Exons: 3
Coding region: 219-599 (126 amino acids)
Cellular component (GO): cytosol
Molecular function (GO): protein-disulfide reductase [NAD(P)H] activity
Source: RefSeq, a predicted model, not a curated record